Messenger RNA from Aplosporella prunicola CBS 121167, 468 nucleotides. RefSeq lists its product as uncharacterized. The record is from RefSeq and is a predicted model, not a curated record. Lineage: Eukaryota; Fungi; Ascomycota; Dothideomycetes; Botryosphaeriales; Aplosporellaceae. The coding region runs from base 1 to 468 and encodes 155 amino acids. Gene Ontology annotation, cellular component: mitochondrion. The transcript is spliced from 3 exons.
AUGCUCUCGCGGAGAAUUACCGCCGCCGCCCGUCCCCUCGCCGCCCGCGCCCUGCAGCCCGCCGCGCGCCCCGUCCGCACCCAGAUCCGAUGCCUUUCCCAGGCCGACGUUGAGGACCCCGACAUGAACGGGGGCUACAUUAACCCUCCCCGCGUCAAGCGCCAGUUCCGUGACCCUUACGGCGACUGGUGGGACAAGCAGGAGCGCCGCAACUACGGCGAGCCCGUCCACGAGGACAACGACAUUCUCGGCAUCUUCAGUCCCGAGGAGUAUACCCAUUUUACCCCUGGCUGGGGCGCCGUUCUCUUCGGCACCUUCGUUGCGACUGUCCUUGGUUUCAGCGCCGUCGUUUCCCAUAUGUACCCGGACAAGGCCAGCGUCCCCAAGACGUACCCAGACGGCUUGGAGGCCGAGCUGGGAGGCCCCAAUGCUCUGCGUGCCCGCAAGCACGGUGAGGAUCAGUACUAA